AGUCAUUCUGCGAGUUGUGACCAGCCCGAAUAUUCAAAAUACCGAUCCGGACCCUGCAGACACACACUAGCAUGAGGACCUUUAUCUCAAAGCUGAGACGUGGCACCAAGACCGAAUCAGGGCUUGGUCUUCAAGAAGCACCACAAGAAAGCCCUCAGCAACGCCUCUACCGAUAUCGCAAACAGCGCGGAGUUAACCUUGGAUCGUGGUUCGUUUUAGAGCGGUGGGUAUCAGGAUCACCAUUUCAAGGCGCCGCCGGCAGCGGGCAAAGUGAUCUCGACGUUGCCAAGGGCCUACAUGCGAAGCAGGUUCUAGAACAUCACUGGGAUUCCUGGAUCACCUCCAGCGAUUUCGAAUGGCUCGCGGCAAGGGGAAUCAACACUGUGCGGAUCCCAAUCGGAUACUAUCAUAUCUGUGCGCUGGACCCAUCUAUCCUUACUCGAACCGACUUCGAUGGUCUUCAACAUGUUUUUGAAGGAGCAUGGAGUAGACUCGUUGCCGCGGUGGUCACAGCCCAGAGCUUUGGAAUUGGGGUGCUGUUUGACCUCCAUGCAGCUCCUGGCAAACAGAAUAAAGAUUCGCACUCCGGAACAUCAUCCCCGGUAAUUUCGUUUUUCAACAGCAGAUUUAAUAUGCAGCUGGCCAUUCGCACUCUCCGGAUACUGGUCACGCAGCUUAUCGCUCUGCGGGCACAUGGACCCGUAUUCGACAAUAUAGUCGGAAUACAGCUUCUCAACGAACCUCACCCCUCCUCACACCAAACACUCUAUGACUGGUACGGGGAAGCAAUCCAAGAGAUAAGAAAGAUAGAUUCUGGGUUCCCAAUCUACAUAUCAGACUGCUGGAUGACUGAUCAAUAUGCCGAUUUCGUCGCACACUUACCGUCUUCCUUGGCGCUGACUUGCAUCGACUAUCAUCUGUACCGGUGUUUUACGUCGAGCGACAUCUCAACAUCAGCAGCACAGCAUACUGCGUCCCUUGCUGAUCGGAAUGCUCCCUUUUCGCAAAUGUUCUCCCGCGUCUCAGAGAAACUCGCAGCAUCAGGAAGUGGACUCAUAGUUGGCGAGUGGUCUGGAGCCUUGAAUCCAGGCUCUUUGCGAGGUACAACGGAUGAACAUCAGGAACGAGCAUCUUACAUUCGAGCUCAGCUUGACCUGUUCGAGCUGUACUGCGCUGGAUCUUUCUUUUGGACGUACAAAAAAGAGUGGCCUGGAGACCAAGGAUGGUCUUUUCGAGACGCAGUCGAAAAUGGCAUCUUUCCCAGAAGUCGCCAACAUGUAUCCUACUGGGCCCGUUUUCCUAGUUAUUACGAGCAUUGGCGUUUUGAAGCCGGCUUUGAUCAGGGCUGGGUCGUGGCUUACGACUUCUUCGCGUUCGAUCGCGCGGGCCAGGUCGCCGUCUCAGAACUGGGAUUCAAGGGCUGCAUUGCGAAGAGGAAGGCGCAAGACCAUAUUCGUGAAUACGGGCGCAGCAACAACAUUUGGGAGUUCGGUGAGUGUACUAUUCAAGGUGGUUUCCUUUCUAGGUGUUGCCGCUUCUCGGCCGGCAGCACGACAUACCCGCUAUCUCGAUAAGUUCAUCUGUGAUAUCGCAGAUUUAGGUGGCCCUAUUUCUAACAUAUUCCAGAGCAUGGAUUUAGCCAAGGGGUAGAUGUUGCGAAGCACGAUUUUCAACAUCAGUAUUGUUGAUUUUCACGUGUCACGCGUAAGAUUUUCAUGAACAGACAAUCCAUAUCUCUGCAUGCCCAUGUCCUCGUGUAUGAUAGUGUCGAUAUAUUCGAUUG
This is a messenger RNA of Suillus discolor, 1783 nucleotides long. Its product is annotated as glycoside hydrolase family 5 protein. Gene Ontology annotation, cellular component: cell surface; extracellular region. Gene Ontology annotation, biological process: glucan catabolic process. Gene Ontology annotation, molecular function: glucan endo-1,6-beta-glucosidase activity. The record is from RefSeq and is a predicted model, not a curated record. The transcript has 6 exons. NCBI's taxonomy places the organism in Eukaryota, Fungi, Basidiomycota, Agaricomycetes, Boletales, Suillaceae. The coding region runs from base 72 to 1574 and encodes 500 amino acids.